Molecule: messenger RNA, 684 nt
Organism: Yamadazyma tenuis ATCC 10573
Lineage: Eukaryota; Fungi; Ascomycota; Pichiomycetes; Serinales; Debaryomycetaceae
Gene: NdufS4
Biological process (GO): electron transport chain
Source: RefSeq, a predicted model, not a curated record
AAUUCACAGGUUUUUCUGGAUAAUGAUUUCGUUCAGAACUUUAGUCAACAGCUCCAGCCGGUCCGUCGGAGUGCGUCUGUUCAUGGUGUCAGCACCCGUCAGAAAACUCACUCCAGAUCUCUAUAAUCCUCAAGUUCCUAAAGAGGUGGUGUCGGGUGCUCCAGACUCCGUCACCAGCAGAGUAGUAAGAAUCUAUAAACCUGCCAAGGCUGCCACCCAGUCCAGUAAUAACGAUGGUAGAUCUUGGAGAAUAGACUGGGAUAUUGUCGGCAAAAGCAACCGGUGGGAAAACGAUUUGAUGGGGUACCAAGGUACUGCCGAUGUAAUGAAUGCCACCAGUCUCAGAUUUGACAAUAAGGAGGCUGCCAUCAGGUUUGCUGACGGUCAGGGUUGGGACUAUUAUAUCUAUGAACCCAAGGAAAGAAAGUUCAGAAAGAAGGACUACUCUGCCAAUUUCUACCAUUCUGCAGGCCCAUUAAAGCAUAUCAGAACCAAAUAAACUCAUCCUCCCCACCAAACCCACCAGUCGAAGAACACUGCAUCUUGAUAUUCAUAUAAAUCUGUUCUGCCAUCGCCCCGGUUGUGUAUAUUAAUAAACAGAAUAGAAGCCAACUAGAAUCCCCAAGUAAACAUUUUAAUCCAUAGCACAGCCGCCAAUAACCACUUAAGCCAAGUGAGGUAAUC